Amoebophrya sp. A120 is the source of this 2275-nucleotide messenger RNA. The record is from the annotation of a GenBank genome assembly. Lineage: Eukaryota; Dinophyceae; Syndiniales; Amoebophryaceae.
ACCUACCUCCAGGACGACGACGAUGAUAUUCUUUACAACCAUCACUACUUUCACGGGACAGGAUCUACUUCUUCAUCUCAACUACACAAAAAACGAUCGGAGCAACCCAGUUUUGUGAGAUGAGUGUGAAGACCACUCGGGAUCUCUGACUGCUUGUCAUGUUGUGCAUGUGGAAAAGAUCAUACCUCCCGGGGAACCACGAAGAGACGGGAGAACAAAGGGUUGUCCUCGUGUAGUUGGGUCUAAGCGGCCACUAAUACUAGAGCGAUUGCAUUCCUGUAGUUUUGCCCAAGUGUGUGUUGGUGGUCCAAAUUCGAAAGCCAUGUUGCCGUUUCUGACGCGAGGGCUUGCAACCGCGACCCUGCCCCUCUCCACCAUCUCUCAUUUACAACAGGAAGGUCGUAGUUCUUGGGAGGAGCAGCUUCAGAUUGUUGGCGACAGCACUUCUUCUUUUGGACUGCACGAUAGCAGCUUACAGUUGACAACACAGCAGCCAUUGCUUGCACGCGGAGGAGGUCGAGGAGAAGCAGAAGGAACAAUACUAAAACCAACCGCUUCCCCCUCAUCAUCCUUUCUCUCCGACUACACUAGCGGCAGCCAUGAUCCUCGUGAAGGCCCCUUCCUUCGCCCCUAAGGCCCCUGGUGUCAUGCCGAUGCCCGAGAUCAUGAUCAUGGAAAUAAAAUUCUCUCCGAACAAGCACGGCAAACCACUUUCUGCUCGCUGCAGGGCCAGUUUCCCUGCAAGCCGGAGGGAAACUACUGCAACAUCUCGUGUGAAACGUACGAGGCCUCCUUCGCUCCCAACACUACGCAUACCUGCGCGUGCCAGGAUUUAUCUGGGUCGGGACGAUUGCCCGACUUGUCAUGCAUAUUUUACAUGACCCGUGACGCCUGUAAUGCAUAGCCUAACAUCAUAGCCUUUUAGAGGGCUUCCUGAUGCUUAUUCCGCAUGAGAAAUGCCCUCUCCGCGUAACACGAGCUGGAGUCCUCUUGCUAGUCAUGCACUACACAUUUUUUUGGAAUCCAAAGACAGCAUCACAAGUUACCACCUUCCAGACCCAGACAUAUUUGCAAUGCAUAGACGCAUACCUGCGCGAAGUGCUUCGCCACCGGGCGUGCCAGGAUUUCCAGGAUGCGAAGUGCUUCGCCACCGGGUGUGUGCAUUGCAAAUAUGUCUGGGUCUGGAAAGCUGGAACUUGUAAUGCUGGCCUUACAUUCCUGUGAAAUCUGUAUUGCAUGACCAACAAAAGUCGCAGCCAUUUUUGUCGCGCAAGAACGCACUUUCUCAUGCGGGCUGCCUCUGAGAAAGAGUCCUGGAAAGUUGUCUGGCUGGGCUGCAUUCGGAAGUUUUUCCAUGAUCCACAUUUUAGCAUCACAAGUUUCAAGACCCAGACAUAUUUGCAUUUGAUAGGGUGCGUCGAAUGUCCCGAGGCGUGCCUGGAAAAAUUUCACCUGCAGGACAAGCGGACCAUCCUCGGAACGAAGCUUUUCUGUUGCGCGGAAGCGCUGAGCCGAAAGCAGUGCGACCCUUGCUGCAGUCACGAACACGGGGAGGCGGACUGGAGGGCCAAUCGCUCCCUGCCGGAUGAAUGUCUGGGUCUGGAAGAUUGCAACUUGUGUUGCUGCAUUCGCAUGUCUAAAAAAUUUGUGUUGCAUGCGCAGCAAAAGGAGCCUAAUUUUUGCUACGCGGAGAGGGCACUUGUCAUGCGAAAUAGGCAUCAAGAAUCCCUCAAAAAAGCUGGGAUGCUAGGGCAUGCAUCACAGACAUCAUGGCUCAGGCAAAACGUGCAUGACAAGUCCCAGAAUCUUGCAGACCCAGAGGACAUUUUUGCAUUUGAUAGUGGGGACUUGUUGUGCACUGGAGUGUCCCUGUGCCGUGCCUGGGACGGACUGUCCGAAGUAUAACGAGUCAUGAUGUUGAUCCCAUCGGACUUUUACUUCAUUUGUGCCAUAAUCCGAUAGUCGUGUUUGUUGGCAGGAUACGAUAAAGAUAAAAUUUAAAUGAUGUUUGUUGUAUCCUCGUCGUUUGCAGCACGUGGUGGUUGUGCCACAGUCGUGCUGACUCACUGUCAUUUCUUUAGAAGUGAUGGCUGACUGCUUGGAAAAUUUUGAAACGCGACAGUCUCUUGCUGGUUCAACACGGGAUAAUUCUUCAUAGAUUCCAUCAUGAGAUGGAGAUUAUGAUGCUGAAAUACGCGUGAAUAACGGUGUGAUAGAUUGUCGUGAAGAAUUUUUCGUAUUAAUUUAUCAGUUAAGAACCAUGGUGACGGAGAUU